AUGUAUCGUGCACGUCUGUUGACUCCUUUUGCAGCUAACUCUAACGAUCCAUCAACCAAGCGCAGUCGUUCCGAGGAAUAUCGGAAGGUCAUCAUCCCCGGCCAUCGUGUUGCGAAGCAUCACGCCCGUACGGAGAAUCCUCCCCUCGAGCCAUCAUUCAAACACGAUCCACCAAAUGAUGUUGCGCCCAUUUUCAACCAAUGA
Molecule: messenger RNA, 204 nt
Organism: Penicillium manginii
Lineage: Eukaryota; Fungi; Ascomycota; Eurotiomycetes; Eurotiales; Aspergillaceae
Exons: 1
Coding region: 1-204 (67 amino acids)
Source: RefSeq, a predicted model, not a curated record